Messenger RNA from Paraphaeosphaeria sporulosa, 2410 nucleotides. RefSeq lists its product as uncharacterized. Gene Ontology annotation, cellular component: plasma membrane. Gene Ontology annotation, molecular function: ferric-chelate reductase activity. The transcript is spliced from 2 exons. Bases 84 to 1976 code for a protein of 630 amino acids. Lineage: Eukaryota; Fungi; Ascomycota; Dothideomycetes; Pleosporales; Didymosphaeriaceae. The record is from RefSeq and is a predicted model, not a curated record. Gene Ontology annotation, biological process: iron ion transport; intracellular iron ion homeostasis; copper ion import.
CUCCCGCGCCUGUCAAAGUUCAGAAGCUCGCUCCAAAGCUCGCGCCACGCUGCACAUGUGCUGUUGGACCAGCAUCACCUUCCAUGGCAGAAGACCUAACAGCAUGGCUUCGAGAAGCUCUGCAGUCGUCGCUAAACGAGCCUACCUUCACUAUCAGUGCUGCAGGCGGAAAUAACGCGAGUAACCCCGACCUCCCAGAUGACCCGGGUAAAGCACCGCAGUUUCGGAAGCUCGCCGAAGCAGUUCUGCGCGGGAGACAGGUAGUGAGUACGUACAACCUCGCGUUAAUUGCUGUGUUGCUGGGUCUCACUGUAUGGCACUGGGGCGAGAAGGUUGCGCUGCGCAAGAGAAGGAGAGGGACCCGGAGGAGCAAGAAGAUGGAUGAGGCCGUUGAAAGAGCUUGGUCCAGCUCGAGCAGUACUAUCGAGGGCACUGCGACGCCGCCGGAUGCUUUGAGUAAGAAGGUGGACGAGACAUCUCCCCUGCUUUCCACAGGAUCAGCCCAACAAGUGCCACCAGGAUUGUGGAAGCCGUACUAUCUCGUGAAAGCAUUUAUGCAAUACCAGCUGCGUCCCAUACCCAUCAUCAACAGAGCGAUGCCUACGAACGCGGUUUCGCUCUUUGUUGUCGCAUAUAUCGCGCUCAACUUAACUUACAACUUUUACGACAUGACCUACGAGCCGAUGUAUAUCUUCUCUUUUGCGGACCGAUGCGGACUCAUCUUCGCCGCCAACCUCCCACUGCUAUAUCUCCUGGCUGCGAAGAACCAACCAUUGAGACUUCUGACGGGUUACUCGUACGAAAGUUUGAAUAUCUUCCACAGAAGAGUAGGAGAAUUGCUGUGCUUUGAAGCGUUUUUGCAUUUUGCUGGCAUGUUCAUCGUAUGGUACGCCGCCCUCCGCAAGCUAGGCUUCACCCUCGCUCGCUUCAUUAUGAAUAGACUCGUCAUCCUAGGCCUGCUCGCCUUCUUGUCCUACCAGAUUCUCUACUUCACCUCCCUUGGCACAUUUCGCAAGCGUAUGUACGAGGUCUUCCUAGCACUGCAUAUUUUCUUCCAGAUUGCAGGGCUAGCCUUCCUCUGGUUUCACUACCACACCUCAAGGCCAUAUGUCGGAGCUUCCCUCGCAAUAUUCGUUGUGGACCGCCUCAUUUUCAGACUCUGGCUGAAAACGAGUACGCACCCUGCGAUGUUGACCGUGCUGGAUGAUAACGAGACCGUGCUCGUGUCUGCGAACUGGGACACUUCAGCGCGGAAAUCAGCCCUCGUGCCAAAAACCAUGAGCAAUGGGUGGAAUCCAAAUGACCACGUCUUUCUCACCAUACCGUCGCUGUCGCGGAGGCACGCACUCCAAGCGCACCCUUUCACCAUCUUCUCCGCCGCACCGACUCUCCAUACCGACGGCGACGGAAACGCCUCGCACGCGUGGUUCACUCUCCUCAUCCGUGCCCAGGCAAACGAUGGCUUCACGCACCACCUGAUGACAUACGCCCGCACACACAGCAGCACUAACAUCCGCCUCGAUGGUCCCUACGGCUCCGCACACGCGCUCGACGUGCUGCGCGCGUCGGACACUGCGGUCGUGAUAGCAGGAGGGUCUGGCAUCGCAGUCGCGUAUCCUCUGCUCUACGCGUUGUUAAGUCCUACCUCGAUCUCCUUCGAUAUCGAGAACGCGGCCAAUACAAGGAUUGUCAAGCUCUUUUGGGUCACGCAUGAAGCCUCGCACCGCUCGUGGAUUCCAGACGAUAAGUGGGCGGAACUCAUAACCUGGGGUCUGGAAGCGCAUGUGCCAGCCGCGACAGCGGAAGCUGGACGCCCGGACGUACCCGCCGCACUUCAAGGGAUGGUAAAUGGUGGGCAGACGGGCGUCGUCGUCAGCGGCCCAGACGGCCUGGUCCGAGAUGUGCGAAACACAUGUGCGCGCCUCCUCUCGACGGGUGCGAAUGUUAAGCUGCAAGUCGAAAAGUUCGGAUGGUAGUGUGCAGUAUCAGGUCAGAAGGUCUGGCACAUCAUGGCUCCUCGUGUACUUACAUAGGGUACUCGAACUUCCAUCGAGGCAUUGCACGUUCGGCCUAGAGGGCGUUUUAUGAAGCGUGUUCGUAGUAGCCACGUGGGCUAAAGCGGCUUUGCAUAGGGCGAUGCGCGGGUUGGGUUGGACUACAGUUUGCACGGCAGCAGAGACACGACAGUGAUGCAAGAUCUAAACCUGGAGAGAUAAGCGUAACGUCGCACGGCAUGAUGGUCGCAUAAAGGGGUCGCAUUCCAUCCAAGAUGUACAUGCACUUCCUCUUGAAUAAAGCUGAUAGAAUAGAACAGCCUGUCCAGCUCCAAAGUAUUCCACCAUCAGCCCCUUCGCAGUCCAUUCACUUGAGCACGCAAACACAAUAUAGAAAGACUUAUUUGAUGUCAGUU